AUGACCCUCAACAACGUUACCAUGCGCCGCACCCACAACAGCAGCCUGCAGCAGCAGCAGCAGCAGCGCUGGAGCAUCCCUGCUGAUGGGAAGAACCUGCUGGUCCAAAAAGACUCCAACGAGUACAACCCGCAGAAGCGCUACACCAUCAGUCCUGACGAGUAUUACAGAAGGAGCUGGUCCUCGGAGUCGUCCGACUCGGUCAUCUCCUCGGAGUCUGGCAGCAGCUGCUACCGGGUGGUGCUGAUCGGGGAGCACAGUGUGGGCAAGUCCUCGCUGGCCAACAUCUUCGCAGGGGUGCACGACAGCAUUGACAGCGACUGCGAGCUGCUGGGAGAAGACACGUAUGAAAGAACCCUGAUGGUGGAUGGGGAAAGUGCAACCAUUAUACUGCUUGACAUGUGGGAUAAUAAGCGCGAGGGAGAGUGGAUUCGAGACCACUGCAUGCAGGUGGGAGACGCCUACUUGAUUGUCUACUCCAUCACGGACCGGGCGAGCUUCGAGAAGGCCUCGGAGCUCAGAAUACAGCUCCGCAGGGCGCGCCAGAAAGAAGACAUCCCCAUUAUCCUGGUUGGCAACAAAAGCGACCUUGUCAGGUGCCGCGAAGUUUCGGUGGCAGAGGGCCGAGCCUGCGCCGUGGUGUUUGACUGCAAGUUCAUCGAGACCUCGGCGGCCGUGCAGCACAACGUGAAAGAGCUCUUCGAAGGCAUCGUGCGGCAGGUCCGGCUCCGCAGGGACAGCAAGGAGAAGAACGAGAAGCGCCUGGCCUUCCAGAAACGGAGGGAGAGCAUCCCCAAGAAAGCCAGGCGGUUCUGGGGCAAAAUCGUUGCCAAGAACAACAAGAACAUGGCCUUCAAACUGAAGUCCAAGUCUUGCCAUGACCUGUCGGUUCUUUAAGAACACUGGACUCUGCCAGAGCUUGUGGCAUUUUGUGGACAUUAUCUAACUAUGUCGUGGGACAAUCAAUCAAUCUAUAUUAGAUUGGGCUAUCAAAGUGACUUAGGUUCACAGUUAUCAUUGUGAUGAUAAGUGCUGGCAUAGGAACAGCACAAUGCAUGGAAAUAGCUCUCUUUCUAUUUUUGUUGGUAGUUUUACAAGAAAAACGUAGACCAGAAUGACCCAAAGUUAUGCUGGGAAGCUCUCUGGAAAGUACCUGUUGUUUCUCCUCUCACCUUCAGAUAAUAGUGUAAGAACCUCAAGCUGUCAUGACUUGGGAAGUAAAUACUACAAUC
Molecule: messenger RNA, 1232 nt
Organism: Merops nubicus (carmine bee-eater)
Lineage: Eukaryota; Metazoa; Chordata; Aves; Coraciiformes; Meropidae
Gene: GEM
Product: GTP binding protein overexpressed in skeletal muscle
Exons: 4
Coding region: 1-897 (298 amino acids)
Biological process (GO): negative regulation of high voltage-gated calcium channel activity
Cellular component (GO): plasma membrane
Molecular function (GO): GTPase activity; GTP binding; calcium channel regulator activity
Source: RefSeq, a predicted model, not a curated record